AUGAAAAGGAACUGCUUGUAUGUCCUUAAACUUCUCAAAAACAAAAAGUGCAACGCAGAAUGUAUAGCAAAUGACAGCAAUUAUAGUAAAAGAUAUUGCAGUGGUAAUAUCACUGAAAACAGGGGAAAAAUAAUUAACCACAUAUCAUAUUCUCUACCUAUGGAAAAUAAUAAUGAAAAAUAUAAUUUUGAACUAUUGAUGAAGACAAUAAAAAAUAGAGCUGAUGAAUAUAACCUAAUAAAAAUAAAAGAAGUUCAAAAUAAAAUAUUAAUUCAUUUAAAAAAGUUUACCAUUAAUGAAGUAGUAUCAACACUCAUCCUUUCAUUUAAAUAUAAUUUAUUAAACACAAAAAUACUAUUCGAGAUUACUGAACAGUUAUUUCAAAAUUCCUGUUUCUUAAAUAGUAAGCAUUUAUAUAUCUUAGUUUCAAUAAUGAAAAAGAUACAUUUGGAAAAAUGUGGCUGCUUGCUCAAUCAAACGAAUGACAAAAAUAGAAUUUAUAAAACGGAGAAUAUAUUACAACAUGUAAAUGAAACUAUAGGCUGGAAAAAGAAAUAUUACAAGGAGGUAUAUGAAAAUAUUUUUUCUGAUUCAACACCAGAUCCAAAGUUAAAGGAAAAUGGGAAUACACAGUUUAAUGAUGACGACAUAAGUAAUACCUCUAGUUACGUUGCAAUUAAUGCACUAUUAUGCAACCAUGCAAAUCUAACAAGUGAAAAACAACAAAACGAUAUAGAGGGAAACGGAAUAACAUCCUAUGACAGAAGUGAAAAGGGGGAUGAAAUUUCAGUAGAAAAAUUAAUUUUCAACCAAGAUGACAUAUCUACAUACAUGAAAAAAACAUACUUUAAAAUUAAAAAUAUUUUGACACAUAAUUAUAUCAAUAUUUCCUUGAACAUGAAAAACAAUAUGUACACCAAUUUGCUAUUAUUGAAUUAUUUACAUGAGGAAAAUAUAAUAAACGGGAAUGAUUUUUUAAAAAUAAUUUAUAGUAUUAACAUGGAAUUUGACGAAUAUUCAUUCAUAAGUAAUAGUAGCAAUUAUUACUACAACGGUUAUAAUAACUGCACUUUGGAUAAUUCCUGGUUCCACGCUGACAAUAUUACCAAUUCAUAUAUUCAAGAGCAAGGUGACAAUGAGUCCACGUACGACUUAUACAUACAAGUUCAUUUUAACUUAUUAAAAAAUUUACUUAAAAGAAGUUAUAUCAUUAAUGAUAUAUUUAUUCUAGAAAAAAUGGAGAAUGGAAUUACUAUAGAGAAUGAAUCUUACAAAAAUAAAAAGUUGUAUCUAGACACAUUUACUUGUUUUUUUAACAAUUUAAUACGUGUACAAAAAAACAUCAAUUACAUAAAACUAUUCUAUUUGAAUAUUAUGUCAUAUGAAAUAUUUAAAUUAUUUACUGAUAAUGAAGUAUACAAAAAUGUAAAAAUACAUUAUGUAUUUCUCAAACGUGUAAAAUGUGAAACAAUUUUAAGAGAAAAAAUUAAACCUAAUAUUAAUUACUACUUUUUAAGCAUAAUAUACUAUCUUAAAAGAGAACACAUAUUAAACUAUAAGAUGGAUUUAUUUCAAGACCAUUUACUUGACUUAACAAAAAUUCAUAAUAAAUAUAUUCUUUUUUUAAACUCACUAAGUAAAUAUAAUUUAUGCGAUAUUUGUGUAGAUAACCAUCGAUCUAAUACCUCUAAUAAUGUAAAUCUCAAAUAUAAUGAACAAACAGUUUCUAGUGAACAUAAUAUAAAUAUGAAAAGUAAAGAUAUAAAUAAUAAAAGAGAACGUGAAAAAUUACAAUCAAAUGAAUUAAAGAAUACUUGUUUCUGUUAUUAUAUGGUAGAAUUUACCUUUAAUAUUGUAUGCUAUUUAAAUAGCAUAGAUAUAUGUGAACAGAUAUUUAUUUUGAAAUAUUUAGUACUUUUAAAUUUUAAAAACGAAUACUUAAUUGAUAUAAUUAACCAACACGUAUACAAUUUUUUUAUACUCAAGUCCUACUAUACUGACCCUAAAUACUUUUACUACAUUUUAGAAUAUUUAUUCAUAUCACUUAUUUAUUCGCCACCCACUUUCUUUAACAUCAUAUGUUUAAUAGACCAUGGAAAGUUUCAAAAUUUGUUGGAUAAUUCAUUGGGGGGGAAAAAAAAAAUUACGCAUAAAGUGAAAAAAAUAUAUGACACUGUUAAUACAAUCAUGAAUACAAACGAAAAAAAUGCACACAAAAAUAAUUUUAAUAAAAGUUCUAUAAUUAUAUCAUAUAAUGACAAACAAGUUCGAAGUUUUCAAAACCUUCUGUACGAUUUUAUAUUCUUAUAA
Molecule: messenger RNA, 2310 nt
Organism: Plasmodium malariae
Lineage: Eukaryota; Apicomplexa; Aconoidasida; Haemosporida; Plasmodiidae
Product: conserved Plasmodium protein, unknown function
Exons: 1
Coding region: 1-2310 (769 amino acids)
Source: RefSeq, a predicted model, not a curated record